AUGCAGCUAAAGACCAAUACGAAUGGCAGUCAAGGCGUCAAGGAGAAGAAAAACAAGAGUAGGCCUAAAACAAAAAAAAAACAGGCUGUAGCAUGCAUUCCAGGAGAGUGCUUUACAGUUCCUAAGAUCUGCUAUUCUGUAAAACGCCCAUGGCACUUUUAUACAGAGUGUAGAGAAGUUGCUACCUACCAUAAUGGAUGCUUAUUGUUAGGAACUCAUUUUGAUCUGCCAACGAUUCCGAGACUCAGCCGUGAUAUAUCGCAAUUGUGCGAUCUAAAUUCAAUUGAGUACAAGAGAAAGUUUUUGGGCGCAAACUUGUACAGCGAUUAUGAAAACCAUAAUCCACCUACAUUGCAGGAACUGGACGAUGCAACUCCCUGUUUCCAGUACUACAAUAAGCUUCGAUCCACUUCGUCAUUUUCGUUGUCGCACUUGUCCGAUGAGGUACAAACCAUUUUAUCACCGAGGCAUCAUAUCGUUGAAAUGGUAAUGUCACUUUUUGAUGGUGAUGAAUUCUCCAUGAUAUGUACCACAUUUGGGAGUGGCAAGAUCCUUUUCUCUCUUGAUAAUACCAGGAAAAAAAUGCUUCCGGCUGGCAGUGAUAACAGGAUGAAGAAAAUGGCCUAUACAGGCAUUGCAUUAGAGAGAGCAUUGACUCAUAACGACACAAGACCUUAUUUUUCCAUAGUAGAGGGAUUCAUCAAGGAAAAAGAUGUUAACUUGAUACUUAGAUGCGAAAUGGAUGCCAUCAAUGAAUUAAAAAAUAUGUACACGGAGUUAAAAUGCUAUUCUAAACUAAACUUACAUAACAUCCAUCACAGAAGAAAAAUGCUCAAAACUUGGGUUCAGAUUUCUCUAAUUCCUCAAUCAGACCUUAUUAUAGGGCUGAGAGAUCAAGGUGGCAUACUACGUGAUUUACUGUGGUACUCAAGAGAAAAGUUAUAUGCUGAUUUGACCAACCCAAGUCUACCAAGAAACAAGCGAUAUAAAGAUUUCAAUCCGAACGUAGCUGUCGCAUGGUUUCAUCAUUGCAUACAUGCGAUCACACAAAAUCUCUUGCAUUGCACAAAUGAUAUAACUCCGUCACAAUCUUUCAAAGUGGUGUUUUAUACUAAUCACGCAAUAAAAAUCAAUCAGUUGAAUUCUGUACCUCGCUAUGCAAAGACAAUUAUCCAGAAGUAUAGUACUUCUUCUAUAUAA
Molecule: messenger RNA, 1200 nt
Organism: Zygotorulaspora mrakii
Lineage: Eukaryota; Fungi; Ascomycota; Saccharomycetes; Saccharomycetales; Saccharomycetaceae
Gene: DXO1
Product: Dxo1p
Exons: 1
Coding region: 1-1200 (399 amino acids)
Biological process (GO): NAD-cap decapping; nuclear-transcribed mRNA catabolic process
Cellular component (GO): nucleus; cytosol
Molecular function (GO): mRNA 5'-diphosphatase activity
Source: RefSeq, a predicted model, not a curated record